AUGGGCCAUAGGGAUAAUGGGAUCCCACUAACAUCUGAAAAGUUUCUAUCCAUGAGUGGUGGAGGCGGUGGUGCUUCUGGAGGAGGUGGUGGUGGACCAGGUGGUGGAGGCGGUGGUGCUCCUGGAGGAGGUGGUGGUGGAGGUGGUGUUGGGGAUGGUGAAGGUGGUUUCGGGGAUGGGGAUGGUGUAGGUGGUUUAGGGGAUGGUGUAGGUGUAAGUGGUUUCGGGGAUGGGGAUGGUGUAGGGGAUGGUGUAGGUGGAUUAGGGGAUGGUGAUGGUGUAGGUGGUUUUGGGGAUGGUGAAGGUGGUUUCAGGGAUGGGGAUGGUGAUGGUGUAGGUGGUUUUGGGGAUGGUGAAGGUGGUUUCAGGGAUGGAGAUGGUGUAGGUGGUUUUGGGGAUGGAAAAGGUGGUUUAGAGGAUGGUGAAGGUGGUUUCGGGGAUGGAGAUGGUGUAGGUGGUUUAGGGGAUAGUGAAGGUGGUUUCGGGGAUGGUGAAGGUGGUGUAGGGGAUGGAGAUGGUGUAGGUGGUUUCGGGGAUGGUGAUGGUGUAGGUGGUUUAGGGGAUGGUGAAGGUGGUUCAGGGGACGGAGAUGGUGUAGGUGGUUUAGGGGAUGGUGAUGGUGUAGGUGGUUUUGGGGAUGGUGGUGGUGGUGGAGGUGGUGGUGAAGGUGGUUUUGGGGAUGGCGGUGGUGGUGGAGGAGGUGAAGGAGGCAGUGGUGGAGGAUAUCGUGGAGGUGGGGGUGGAGGUGAUGAUGAGGGUGGUGGUGGUGGUGGAGGAUACCGUGGAGAUGGUGGUGGCGGUGAUGGUGAGGGUGGUGGUGGUGGGCGACGUGGUGGUGGUGGUGGGGGAUGUCGUGGAGGGCGGGUAAAUAUUGGAGGGAAUAGGAGUGGAGGCAGUUUUAUUGGAAACAGUAUCUUGUUAUCAUUAACAGGCAAGGAAGAAGAUUUAACCACUUCAUGAUGAGGAAUGUCUCUAGCUUCUGCGGUACUACUACAAGUAAUAGAGAUGAAGAUCAAGAUUUCUAUUAGGACUACUGCCACAUUACCCCAAAACCCACCCCCACUAACCGCCAUCUUUGUUUUCCA
Molecule: messenger RNA, 1085 nt
Organism: Ziziphus jujuba (common jujube)
Lineage: Eukaryota; Viridiplantae; Streptophyta; Magnoliopsida; Rosales; Rhamnaceae
Product: glycine-rich cell wall structural protein 1-like
Exons: 4
Coding region: 1-960 (319 amino acids)
Source: RefSeq, a predicted model, not a curated record